This is a messenger RNA of Aspergillus affinis, 1389 nucleotides long. Its product is annotated as aminotransferase, class III. The coding region runs from base 1 to 1389 and encodes 462 amino acids. The transcript is spliced from 4 exons. NCBI's taxonomy places the organism in Eukaryota, Fungi, Ascomycota, Eurotiomycetes, Eurotiales, Aspergillaceae. Gene Ontology annotation, cellular component: cytosol. Gene Ontology annotation, molecular function: transaminase activity; pyridoxal phosphate binding. The record is from RefSeq and is a predicted model, not a curated record.
AUGACCCCCCAUAGUGCCGUCCUCCACCGACACACGCACUUCGUUCCCAAAAAGGCCGUCGGUGGCAAAGGCAGCUACAUAUUCCUCGAAGACGGCACUAAAUUCCUUGACUCGACCGGCGGCGCAGCCGUCUCGUGUCUGGGUCACGGUCACGAGAAAGUCAGUCAAGCGGUGAUCCAGCAGAUCGAACAGCUCUCGUACUGUCACUCUGCGUUCUUCGGGACCAAUGUGGCGGAGGAAUUGGCAAGAUUUCUAACUGAUUCGACUGGUGGGAGGCUGUCGAAGUUGUAUGUUGUUAGUUCAGGCUCCGAAGCCGUCGAAGCAGCCCUCAAACUAGCCCGUCAAUACUACCUCGAACUCCCCGUCCCUCAACCCCAACGCACACGCUUCAUCGGCCGAUCUCCCUCCUACCACGGCAUCACACUCGGUGCCCUAGGCGCCGGCGGGCACGUUCUUCGUCGAGAGCCCUUCGAGCCUCUCCUCGCGCAGAACACAUCCCACGUCUCGCCGUGCUACGCCUACCGAGGAAAGUUGGAUGGUGAGUCAGACGCGGACUAUGUCGCCCGGCUGGCGGCCGAGCUGGACGCCGAGUUCCAGCGUGUUGGACCUCAGAAUGUGUGCGCUUUUAUUGCGGAAACGGUUGUGGGCGCGGCCCUCGGCGCCGUCCCCCCCGUCCCAGGCUAUCUCUCCGCUAUAAAAGCCAUCUGCACAAAACACGGCGCACUCUUCAUCCUCGACGAAGUAAUGAGCGGAAUGGGCCGCACGGGCACCCUGCACGCAUGGGAGACCGAAUCCGUGGUCCCGGACCUCCAAACCAUCGGAAAAGGCCUCGGCGGCGGAUAUGUGCCCGUCUCGGGAGUGUUAAUUGGCGACGAGAUCGUGCGGACGUUGGAUCGCGGCACGGGCGUGUUCCGGCACGGUCAGACCUACCAGGGACAUCCGAUUUCUUGUGCGGCGGCGCUGGCUACGCAGAGGGUUAUAAGGGAGGAAGGUCUGCUGGAGAAUGUUAGGGUUUUGGGGAGAUAUUUGGGGGAGAGGCUAAUGGAGAGGGUUGGCGGGUGUAAGUAUGUGGGGGAUGUUCGGGGGAGGGGGCUGUUUUGGGGGAUUGAAUUCGUCCAAGACCGCACGACUAAGGAACCCUUCCCGACGUCUGCGAAUGUGGCCUUCCAGAUCCAGGAGACGGGGCUGGACCCGGCGUUUGCGAUCUCGUUGUAUACGGCGUCCGGCACGGUGGAUGGCACGCGUGGUGAUCAUGUUCUUCUGGCACCGCCGUAUAAUGUCACCAGGGAGGAGAUCGAUCUGAUUGUGGAGAAGACGGGAAGGGUGAUUGAGAGUGUUUUUGCGAGGGUGGAGAAGGAGAUGGAGAGGACUACGAUUGGGACUGACUGA